AUGAAAGCAUUAACCUGUGAUGAAGUACGCGCCGCCUUUAUUAAUUUCUUCAAGGAUCGUGAACAUACAUACGUACAUUCAUCAUCGGUUAUUCCCUUCGAUGAUCCAACCCUGCUAUUUGCCAAUGCUGGAAUGAAUCAAUAUAAGCCAAUAUUUUUGGGUACGGUGGAACCAUCAAGUGAAAUGGCAAAGUUGAAGCGAGCGGUAAAUACUCAAAAAUGUAUUCGAGCUGGUGGUAAGCAUAACGAUUUGGAUGAUGUCGGUAAAGACGUCUAUCAUCAUACAUUUUUCGAGAUGCUUGGAAAUUGGUCAUUUGGGGAUUACUUUAAGCUGGAAGUGUGCAACUGGGCAUGGGAACUGCUGACAAAAGUAUUAGGAAUACCUGGAGAACGUUUAUAUGUUUCUUACUUUGGUGGCGAUGAAAAGGCUGGCCUUGAUGCUGAUGAAGAAUGCCGGCAAAUAUGGCUGAAUAUCGGAGUGCCCCCAUCGCAUAUUUUAUCAUUUGGAAUGAAAGAUAAUUUCUGGGAAAUGGGUGAUGUUGGGCCAUGUGGACCAUGUUCCGAAAUACAUUAUGAUCGCGUGGGUAAUAGAGAUGCUUCACAUUUAGUGAAUGCUGAUGAUCCGAUGGUCGUUGAAAUAUGGAAUCUUGUUUUUAUGCAGUUCAACAGGGAGGAAGAUGGUUCAUUGAAGCAAUUACCACGUAAACAUAUUGACUGUGGUUUAGGUUUCGAAAGGCUUGUUGCAGUUUUGCAGAAUAAGCUAUCAAAUUAUGAUACAGAUAUCUUCACACCUCUUUUUAGUGCCAUACAUAAUGGCACAAAGGUACGUCCUUAUAGCGGUAAAGUAGGUGCUGAUGAUGUCGAUGGUAUUGAUAUGGCUUAUCGAGUAAUUGCUGAUCAUAUUCGUACUCUUUCCAUUGCUUUGUCUGAUGGCGGACGACCAGAUAAUACCGGCCGUGGAUAUGUUUUGCGACGCAUUCUCCGUCGUGGCGUACGUUAUGCAAAUGAAAAGUUAUCAGCUCCACCGGGUUUUUUAUCAUCGUUGGUGCCGACCGUUGUUAAUUUACUUGGGAAGACAUUUCCGGAGUUACAUAAAGAUCCGCAAGCCGUUAUGGACAUCAUUAAUGAUGAAGAGAAACAGUUUUUGAAAACACUUAGUAGAGGACGGACACUAUUCCAGAAAGCGGUUGCUGGUCUUCAGGGACACAAUAUUUUGCCUGGUGAUGUUGCAUGGCGUUUAUAUGACACAUAUGGUUUUCCAUUAGAUUUAACUCAGCUAAUGGCUGAAGAAAGAGGCCUUGUAGUCGACUUUGAAGUAUUCGAGAAUUGCAGGCAAAAAGCUGCUGGAAUAUCGGCUGCUCAUGCCAAUAAGAUGCGUGAUACGAUUGAUUUGGACGUCAAUGCUAUUUCAGAAUUAAAAAACAAAGGAAUUCCAGCUACGGAUGAUUCACCGAAGUAUAAAUAUUAUGCUUUAUCCUCCGAAGAUCAGCAGACGUUGUACAAUUUCGAAAAAUGUGAGGGCAUAAUUCUUGCUUUACGGAAGGAUAAGAUAUUUUUGGACACUUUGAAUUCGGGAGAUUUUGGUGCACUAAUCCUUGAUAGAACUAAUUUUUAUGCUGAACAAGGCGGACAGAUAUUUGAUACAGGUGUUCUCACGGAAGUUAAUAAGGGUAGUGAGUUUAUUGUGAGCAACGUCCAGAUCCGUGGUGGAUACGUCGUGCUUGUAGGUACUGUGGAAGGACAAUUAUGUGUGGGCGAUAAAGUAAUUCAAGCAAUUGAUGAGGACCGUCGUAAUCUUAUAAUGAAGAAUCACACCGGGACCCAUGUUCUCAAUUUUGCAUUGAGGAAAGUCAUUGGUGAAGUUGAACAAAAGGGUUCAUUGGUUGCUCCAGACAGGCUUCGAUUCGACUUAACUGCUAAGCAACCUCUAACCUAUGAACAGAUAAGAAUGGUGGAGAAAGAAUCGCAAAUGUUAAUUGAUACAAAUGCAACAGUGUUUGCCAAAAAUGUCCCACUAGCGGAAGCUCGCCAAAUAAACGGAUUACGAGCAGCUUACCCGGACCCAGUGAGGAUAGUAAGCGUUGGAAUACCUAUUGAAGAACUUUUAAGAAAUAAAGAUAGCGAUUUGGCUGUCAAUACUGCUGUUGAAUUCUGUGGUGGCACACAUUUGCAUAAUGUUGGCCAUAUUGGCAAAUUAGUAAUCACUGUGGAAGAAGCUAUUGCAAAAGGUAUUCGACGAAUUAUUGCACUUACGGGACCAGAAGCUUUCCGAGCGAUUCACCGCUCUGAUCGACUAGAACAACGAGUGGAAGACGCACAUCAUAAAAUGACUACUGACCACAUGGUAAACCUGGAUAAAGCACAAUUUAAAGCUGCAACCAAAAGAGUUCUUGAAUUGUUUGAGGAAAUUAAUCAGUCACAACUGCCGUACUGUCGUAAAGAGAACAUUCGAAAAAAAGCGAAAGCACUCCAAAAACUGUUAGAUAUGCAUGAUCGUGAAGCGAAAGCUGUACUUGCUGAUAAGGUGCGAUGUGAAGCUAGCGAAUUGGAUGCUUCAUUAAAAGAUGGUACUCUAUUUACUGUUCAUGUUUUUAGCAAAGGUGCUAAUGGAAAAGUAUUAGAUAGUGCUUUAAAAUCGAUAACGAAAUCACAUGCUAUUAUGGGAUUCUCAGUCAACGAUGAUGGUAAAGUAGUCGCUGUCGCACGUGUUUCCAAGGAUGUUGCAAGCAAAGGACUGCAAGCAUCGGAGUGGAUUUCGAGAGUAUGCCAAGUUCUUGAUGGUCGAGGAGGUGGUACAAUAACACAAGCACAAGCUACGGGAAAUAAUGCUGAAUUAGUAGAAGAAGCUGCUCAAAUUGCUUUGAAGUUUGCAGAAGUUAUACUUUCUUAA
Messenger RNA from Brugia pahangi, 2889 nucleotides. The record is from the annotation of a GenBank genome assembly. Lineage: Eukaryota; Metazoa; Nematoda; Chromadorea; Rhabditida; Onchocercidae.